AUGAUUAAUAAAUCAAUGUGUUCUAGUGGUGUCGUUAAAGAAAACAAACUUGUUUACAAAGUCAAGGCCACUCAUUUCGCGGACGAAACAGCUGACACGGACAAAAAUCGCUACGGUAUCGGCGCUGGUAUCGGUGUCAGGCCAGGGUCGUUUCGAGUCGAUGGAUUCAGAAAAUCCUUUAUGGCAGACGUAGAGGCACCAUCUGUUCGACCUCCAGAGGCAAUUACUAUUGCCAUACAUAGAGUAAGAGGUCUAAAAGGACAGAAAGGUGAUGUCGUAAAUACAACCAUUAGAGUGGAGUUUGGGGAAAAAACUAUUGGAGAAUCUCCGAAGGUUGACUGCACACUCGAUAGUUCAGCAGAAUUCAACUACAAUGCUACACUAAACUGUACCUAUGAUGAUCCCAUCGCAUUGGAUGAAAUAGCCAACAGGCCUGUAGUUUUAACAUUUAUUGAAGUGCUUCCAAAGGAAAAGAGACAAAAAGAAGAAAAGACAAUUUUACUGGGACAGUGUACUGUGGAUCUUCUUCCUCUUUUAAAAGGAGAGACAACACAAAAGUACACUUUGGUUAUUAAUUCUUUACCUGGAUCACCCCUUGAGCAAAUACCUCCAGAUUUCAGCAGACCUGAAGUGGAUGUUACAAUAUCUGUCAAUGAUGCUCUGCUUGAUGAAUCUCAACUCAACGAUGGAAAUCUGUUUGCAAUUACCAUGGAAUCACUGUAUUCACCACCGGACAGCUGGACACAAACAGGACAACAGUAUCACUUUGUAGCCACUUUACCCAUACCUGUCAGUGGAGAGAAAGAAUUCACAUUAGUAUAUCCUUCUGGCCAGCUUAAACCACCAAUUGACAAAGAAUUACCAAACAAACAGAAAAAGUGGGCCAUUCCAGGAAGUGCGCAAGGACCUUCUCAGUAUAUAAAUGACAGCUUUAUUUCAACCUCCCCUAUCGAAGAUGAAGAUGGCGAUUUUAAAGAAAAGGAAGAUCGUGAACAUAGAAGUUAUGCAGAAUCGGAGAAGAAUCGAGUUUGCUGGAACACAGAGAGAAGAUGCUACCUGGAGGCCUCAGCUAUCAAAAAUUUUCAAGACUCAGUAGCCAAGUGUCGGUUGUGGCCAGUCGAAAUAUUCAGAAUUCCACAAGCAUCUGCUGGUAAAGGAAAAAAGGGUCGUCAUUAUAAGGAAGACCAUGAUGCUUCGAUCUCGUUCCAUGGAGUUGCGUUUGUUGAUCUGGCUCCUCUCUUGUACCCUGGAGUAAGCAAAAUCCAUGGAGCUUAUAAAGUUUACGCCUAUACAGAUCACCUGCUGAAUGAGAAGACUGGCGGCAAGAGGAAGACUGGAUUGGCAGAAGAAGCCAGCAAGGUGGCCUUUAAUCUGCUCAACAGAAACAGCACUUCACCAUCGCCAAAGAAAGGUGCCAAAGAUGAAAAGAAAGAUCUCAAAAAAGGGAGACCAGGUAGUAAUGCCCAAGUCCGUGGUGAUGAGAGUGGGGCAUUGUUAGCGAAUAGACAGAGCCCUCGUAGCAGCUUUGGGAAGUUGAAAGAGGUGACCCAGGCUCAGAAGUCGGACACAGCUUCUGAAUAUGACCAACAAGUGCCGGUGAACACAGAGGGCCAGCAGUAUGUGGACUGUAAGUCCUACAUCAAGUUGGAGUUCGCUCUCACACGGCCACUGGUUCCUAAACGACCUCCAGAAGAACUUGCAAGAAGGGUCGCUGAGUAUAUUCCUCCAAGACCAAUGUUUCCUAAAAGAACAGAUGGAGCAACCCGGGCAGUUGAGGAUUACCAUAAUCAAGUGGCCACUGUGGCCAAUCUCAUUCUUGAUGAAUUCAGGGAAUUGUUUAGUGAUGAAAUUAAAGAAGGUGAGAAUGAAACAGCUGGGCUAUUGGAAUCCAGGAGACAUAAGCUAAUUUAUCAGCUGAAUUCAUCUGGCAAGUACUUUGCCUUCAAAGAACAGUUAAAACACUCUGUAGUCAAAAUUGUGAGAGAGAAAUACCUGAAAACAACUACAUUUGAAGAUCGACAAGAAUUUCAGACAUUCCUCAGUGAGUUGUAUGUGUACCUCAUUGACCAGAUGCAUGUUUCUCUAGGGUCUGUACUGGCCCUGGAAGACCAGCCACCCAUUCCAAAACCCCUGACAGACUCUGCUCAGCUCAAGCACUUUGCCAGAGAGGCUGAAGUCAACGAAAACUUUGCCCUUGCAGAAAGGUAUUAUCAAGAGAGAAUUGCAAGAGACAAACUUGAUGCUGAUAGCUGGUUUGACUAUGGAACGUACUGUCUGUAUGUUAAUGAUGUCACAAAGGCUGAGGAGUGUUUCAAGGAGUGCAUCUCUCUGGACCAGAAACACAUUUAUGGGCUGCUGUUGUACGGUGUUGUGUGCACAAUGACAGAAAAGAAUGAACUUGCCGAGACUUUCUUUGAAGCAGCAACGUGUGUGAACCCAAAGAGUAUACUGGCUUGGACUAUGUUAGGGUUGUAUUAUGAUGCGGUGAGCAAUGAGAUUGGUGCCGAGAUGGCGUACAUGGAAGCAAACAAGCUGAACAAUCAAGCGGCUGUGAGCGCUGCCAAGGAUGUGAGAGAGGAUGAGGUUGACAAGGAGAAGGAGGAAAAGAAAGACUCUGUGGCAGAACCUCCUGAACCUCUUCCAGAUGCUGAUACAGCUCAAGAUCCAGAAUUGAUACCUUCAUCUGAGGGAGGGCUGUCGGUGCCAGGACCUCCACCAGAACUCAUCAUACCGACACCAACCAGUGCUGCCAACUCAGCCAAGUCCUCUCAGCGAAACAAUCACGAAAAGAGACCAUCAGUGUUAAAAAAACCAGGUGCACCAUCACAAAUGAAAGGCAAGGAACAAGGGAGCUCAAUCCACCAGUCCCGGCCAACCAGCACACAGAAGAGUCAACACGACACUCCCCAGCCCACUGACGAAAAUCUCGAAGACAUGCCACUACGAGAGCCCACCCCAGUUCCUACCUGGAGUGUCUACAUGCAAGCUGUUGACUGGCUUCUAGAAGUCAAGGCAGUUCCAUUCACAGAAAGAGCUCUCGCCCAUGAACUGCUGCUACCAACAGGGGGACCGACCGCUGCUUACUACAUUGCCCUGGCACACCUCAUGUUACAGAAGAGAGAAUUUGCUGAUGCAGAGGAAAAUCUCAAAGAAGCUCUCCAGCUAGAACACCAGAACCCCGAUGGCUGGGCACUAAAAGGACAUGUGAAAUAUUUGACUGGAGACUUGAACACUGCCCGAGAAUGUUACGAAAGAACACUCUCAUUCAUUACAGAUGCCAGUGAAAUGCACUCCAUAUAUCUGCGGCUGGCAUCAAUUUAUCUUCAAGAAGCUCGGUUUUCUGAAGCUAAGAGCACCUUCCUGAUGGCCUGCAAGAGAUCUCCAUCCUGCGUCUCUUGGCUCGGAGUUGGAAUAGCAUGUUACAGACUGGGUGAGCUGUCCGAAGCAGAAGAUGCUCUGUCGGAAGCGAACAUUUUGAACAAUAAUGACGCUGAAGUUUGGGGAUAUCUGUCUCUCGUCUGUCUCAAUACAGGCAGACAGCUGGAGGCAGAGCAGGCUUAUAAAUAUGCUCUCAAGCUCAAUCUUGAUAGUGAGGAACUUAUAGAGGAAAUUAAAAGAAAACAAGAAGAAGUUGGUUUUGGGAACCCACAAUUUUAAAUAGAAGUGUUAACAGGAAGAACAUUGACAAGAUGGAAUUUCCACAGACUUAGUGACAGGCUUUGAAGUUAUUUGUGGAAUGUUUUGACCUGAAUUUAUUACUGAAAAAUAUAUGAAUAUGGAAAAAGAAAUUCACUGCAGCAGAAUUCUUCUGAAAGAAUUUUUAUCAGUGUGUUUUUUUCCUACGAACAUUAUCACCUGUUUUAAUAUGAACAAAAAAUCAGUAAAGUAUUGUUUGUGUUUACUGUGAAAAUACAUUGUAUUUGGUCAGCAUGUGGUUUUAAAAACAACAAACAUUGUCUGGCCAGUAACCAUUAGAAAUGUUAGUAAUUUGUCUUUCAUCUAAAAUACUUAUGUAUGAAAUUAUUCAUAAUGUGAAGAUUUAUUUUUCUAAUAUAGUUGAUAUCUUACAAAGUAGAUGUGAUUUAAGAAACAAGUUAUGUUAUACAUCUUUUUUUUUAAAGUGUAAAAUAUUUUAUCAAUAAUUAAUUAAUAUAUGUUAGUGUAUCAUGUAUGUACGAUUCUGACAAAUGAUAUCUGAAACAAGAUAGAAGUUUGUGUAAUUGUGAUAACAGUUUCUUAUAAUUGUUGUGAAUGUUUUUGGUUUUUAUAUAUAUAAAAACAAUUAUUUAUGAAAACACAUUUUUUGUUUUGUUGUUACUAAAAGAGUUUAGAAAUUUAAUAACAAUAUUGAAUGUUAGUGUGAGUUAUCAGCUCAAGUAAAAAAAAGAUCAAAGAUAUAUUGAUGGUGUAUAAAGUUAAAAAAAACCCAUAAGUACAUGUACUUGCCAACUCUACCAAUUCAAGCGGUAGGCUACCAAUUUGAGAUAACUUCUAUUAAUUGCCAAAUAUAAUAAUUGUUAUAUUAGUCGUGUUCCAUUGCCAAAUAUAAUAAUUGUUAUGUCAGUUGUGUCACUUAACAUACAUGUGUACACACACACACACACACAUUACAGACUACAGAUGCUACAUUCAUACAUGCAUACACACACAUAUGCAUUAUGUAUUGCCUCAAAUGAAAACUGAACAAUAUAUCAAACCUGACAAUGAGAAAUGGUUACCGGUAUGUCUAAAAUCAAGGUUUUCACUCAAAGAAGUUUUAAUGGUUAUAUUUUGUAGAAAAAUCUAAGAAGCAAUUUUAUUUAUUUGUUUAUUUAUUCAGACUAUAUUACUUUUCAUCACCUAAAGAAUUACAUUUAAGAAAACAAAACAUACAAAAUACUAGACUAUUUUCAUUUUUAUAGAGUGACUAUAAGCAGCUAUUGCUAUCAGUCAAUUGUAUAUCACAUUGUAUUUUAAAUAUGUAAUAAAAUACAGCAUGAAAUAACACCAAUAUAUAUCCGACUGUAUUUUAAAUAGAGUAAUAAAAUACAGUAUGAAAUAACACCAAGAUGUAUCAGACUGUAUUUUAAAUAGAGUAAUAAAAUACAGUAUGAAAUAACACCAAGAUGUAUCGGGCUGUAUUUUAAAUAGUGUAAUUAAAUACAACAUGAAAUAACACCAAGAUGUAUCAGGCUGCAUUUUAAAUAGAAUAUAAUAAAAUACAGCAUGAAUUAACACCAAGAUGUUUCACAACGUAUUUUAAAUAGUGCGUAAUAAAAGAAAGCAAGAAAUAACAUCAAGAUAUUUCACAACGUAUUUUAAAUAGAAUGUAAUAAAAUACAGCAUGAAAUAACACCAAGAUGUAUCACGAUGUAUUUUAAAUAGGAUGUAAUAAAACAAAGCAAAAAAUAACACCAAGAUGUUUCACGAUGUGUUUUAAAUAGAGUGUAAUAAAAUACAGCAUGAAACAACACAAAGAUGUAUCAUGAUGUGUUUUAAAUAGAGUAAUAAAAUACAGCAUGAAACAACACAAAGAUGUAUCAUCAUGAUGUGUUUUAAAUAGAGUAAUAAAAUACAGCAUGAAACAACACAAAAAUGUAUCAUAAUGAGGUGUUUUAAAUAGAGUAAUAAAAUACAGCAUGAAACAACACAAAGAUAUAUCAUCAUGAUGUGUUUUAAAUAGAGUAAUAAAAUACAGCAUGAAACAACACAAAGAUGUAUCAUGAUGUGUUUUAAAUAGAGUGUAAUAAAUACAGCAUGAAACAACACAAAGAUGUAUCAUCAUGAUGUGUUUUAAAUAGAGUGUAAUAAAAUACAGCAUAAAUAACACCAAGAUGUAUCCGGCUGUAUUUUAAAUAGAGUAAUAAUAUACAGCUGUAUUAUAAAUCUUGUAAUAAAAUACAACAUGAAAUAACACCAAGGUGCAUAAAAUCUCAAGCCACUGAAAAA
Gigantopelta aegis is the source of this 5928-nucleotide messenger RNA. RefSeq names its product cilia- and flagella-associated protein 70-like. Gene Ontology annotation, molecular function: protein binding. Gene Ontology annotation, biological process: cilium assembly; cilium movement. Gene Ontology annotation, cellular component: extracellular exosome; motile cilium. The transcript is spliced from 32 exons. The record is from RefSeq and is a predicted model, not a curated record. Bases 1 to 3657 code for a protein of 1218 amino acids. Lineage: Eukaryota; Metazoa; Mollusca; Gastropoda; Neomphalida; Peltospiridae.